Messenger RNA from Oryza brachyantha (malo sina), 1846 nucleotides. RefSeq lists its product as uncharacterized. The transcript has 7 exons. Bases 125 to 1411 code for a protein of 428 amino acids. The record is from RefSeq and is a predicted model, not a curated record. NCBI's taxonomy places the organism in Eukaryota, Viridiplantae, Streptophyta, Magnoliopsida, Poales, Poaceae.
AAAGCCCAAAACUUUAUAAACUGCGGAAGCAGCGAGAGGCCGAGGCGGCUCGCCCGUACGCGCGGCCGGAGGAGAACACCCCAAAUCCCAAUCGGAUCGCGAGGAAAGCUACGGGGUAGUGUGGAUGGCGCCCUCCUUGCUCGCCUCGGUGAGCCAAAUCCUCGCCGUUCCCCGCACGGGAAGCCGCAGCCGGCGGCGUCUGGUCAUCGCCUGUUCCGCCGGUGCUACUGCUCCUCCCAAGCUGGUGACUUUCCUCGGGAAGGGCGGCUCAGGGAAGACCACCGCGGCCGCCGUUGCCGCUCAGUACUAUGCAAGUGAAGGCUUGAGGACAUGCUUGGUCAUACAGUCCCAAGAUCCCACUGCUGAGCAAUUGAUGGGUUGUAAGAUCGGUAACUCGCUGGCCGAAUGCGCCGCCAAUCUUUCCACCAUUAAGCUGGAAACUAGUAAAAUGCUGCUUGAACCCCUUGAUCGGUUGAAGAAAGUGGAUGCACAGAUCAAUCUUACUCAAGGGGUCCUUGAGGCGGUUGUAGGGGAGGAACUUGGAGUUUUACCUGGAAUGGACUCGGUCUGCUCAGUGUUAGCUGUUCAGAAGCUACUUAACUUCUUUUCAACUCAAAAGAAUAGUUCACAAGAGGAAUUUGAUGUGGUGGUAUAUGACUGCAACAAUACAGAGGAAAUUCUACGGCUGAUUGGUGCUACUGAGAGGGUGAGAUCUUACUUGAGGUAUGUGAGAGAUCUAGCAGACAAGACUGACAUUGGAAGACUGGCUUCUCCUUCCCUGAUGAGACUAAUUUAUGAUUCUGCAAGGCCAAAUGGCAAAACUAGUGAAGGAAAACUGAGUUCAGAGUUAUGGAAUGAUAUCGAACAACUUCUUCAGAAAAUAUCGGUUUGGUUUGCCGAUCCCUCAAAAUUUUCAUGCUUCCUCAUCAUGGAUCCUAGAAGAUCAAUCUCUGUAUCAUCUGCAUUGCGAUACUGGGGUUGUACCACUCAAGCUGGUGGGAAUAUAUGUGGAGCAUUCGGUUAUACUGAACAGCCUUCUGAAAUGCACCAAGGAGUUGCGGAGAAGUUCUUGCCAUUGCCUUUCUCUUUUCUGCCAUUUCUGCCAACCGAAUCUUCAGCAGAUUGGAGUAGAACCCUGAACUCAUUGAGCCAAAAUACAAAAGAGUUAUUGAGGAAUACAAGCAACAAAUUAUAUCCUUCAGUUAGUUUUGAUUCUGUCCAGAAAUCGGUGACCCUUUUCAUGCCAGGCUUUGAUAAGUCUGAAAUCAAACUAUACCAAUACAGAGGUGGAUCAGAACUAUUGAUUGAAGCCGGCGACCAGAGGCGUGUCGUAAAGCUUCCACAGGCGAUGCAAGGCAAGGUUGGGGGUGCCAAGUUCGUCGACAGGAACCUAAUUGUUACCAUCCGGUAGCAGUGCGUCCAGUGAGCAGCACAGCGGGAACCUGAAGAUGAAGUAAUGCCUGCCUGUCAGAAGACUCAAACUGGUAAAAAAAACGGCACAAUUUUGCACGAGGCUUGUUGAAUUGGGUUUGAUAUACUAAUGCAGUUCAUAUUUCUAUGUAUUCAAAUAUAUUUUUUAUACAUUAGAUUCAAAAGGUAUAAUUGGAUUUGAAUAUAACUUAGCCCCCGUUGAUUUGUAGGAUAGAAAAAAAAACGUAGGAGUAGGAAAUUAGAGGAAUUAAAGUAGUAUGUUUCUUUAGUCCUACAGGAAUCAAAAAACACAUGACAUGAGGCAUUUGAUAGUGCCUUAGGAAAAACAAGGAAUGUUUACAAAGAGGUCGUAUCUCUUUCUUUUUUUUUUCCUAUGAAAGUGAGGCAUAGAAAUGCAAUGGGUGAAUACUCAAUC